Molecule: messenger RNA, 674 nt
Organism: Zophobas morio
Lineage: Eukaryota; Metazoa; Arthropoda; Insecta; Coleoptera; Tenebrionidae
Exons: 4
Coding region: 5-658 (217 amino acids)
Source: RefSeq, a predicted model, not a curated record
AGAUAUGAUUUAUUUAUGGCUAGGUAUUUCACGUUUAGUACAGUUUCUGACGUUCAUGGAGUUAUCAAAUAUUGAAUUUAGUGUGAAAACUGUUGCUGCGGCUUUGUCCAUCAUCCAAGGUUCAGCAUGGACAAUUAUGUCUUUGAUAAGUAUCGCCUUAUUCCACUCACAACCAGUGUUCCUGAGCGGUCCAGAUUCCUAUAUGGAAUCAGUAGAACGCAACAUAUACGACACGUUCCUCUCCAAGGAUUCCAAAUUCUUGCCCACCACAACGUCAAGUCGAUCAUUUACUCCUGACGUUUUUGCUGGUUUCAUGUGGGUUUAUUUUUUUCUGGACAUCGUGUGGAUAGGUACAGCAAUUUCUAUGUUGCGGAAAAACUCUGCAAUAUCUGUGAAGAUAUGGAGUUACGUUACUCUGUUUGUGUGUUUUUGGGACUUUCUCACUUUUGUUAUACUUGGGGCGGAUUACGAUAAGUGUCUGGAAUAUAGUAAUAUGCUGCCAGAAUGGAUGGAUCGAGUACCAGUUGAAAGUCUUUGUGCUAAUAUUAUUUUACCAGUGUUCUUUAUUGCAGCGAAGGGAUUUGUUUUGUGGAUUAUUAAUAUUGUUUUAGCACUUGUUGUCCUUCGAAAUUCUAAACAAACAAUUACGUUAAAAUAAAAACUGUUUUUUUCAA